AUACCAAGGAAGAUAUGAGCCUCUCAUCUAUUAUGUAUCUUGGAAUCGGCUGUGGUGCAUUAUCUCUAGUAUUAAUUUUCAUCAUGGCGACCAUUUUCUGCUGUAGAAGGAAGUCCAGUCUAGACAGCUCUAAAAAAGAAUACAUGAAAACUGGAACGGGUAGUAAGCAGAAAAGUCUCAACACAAACUUGAAGCCUCCCGACUUAUGGAUUCACCACGAUCAAAUGGAACUAAAGGCAUUGGAAAAGUCAUCACAGGGAUCCCUAGACACUGCCUCUGGUGGUGGGCCCAGCUCUAUUAACCUCUCCAAAGAGUUUGAUGUCUCUGACCACCACCAAGAAACGCGGGUUCAUCAUCACACUUCAUCUACUAUGACAAACUCUUUAGAUAAACGCAAUUAUAUUUCUUCAUAUAUAGCAGGGAGUCCAUCUGAACAACCCUUAUUGUCCGAAGAAAAAAAAUCAACUCUACGGUCUGCUUCUAAAAGCAAGCCUAUUUCCCUUCAAAUGGACAGGCGUAGCGCUUCCAGCAAUUCAAGUUCUGAUAUUGUCGAAAUGCAACCACUUUAUCCUCAUCAACACUACAGUGUAUCUCGAGCACAUGUAACAGUUGAUGCAACAGGAGCACUUGAGAAUACCUAUAUCAUUCAAAGUGCAGCACCUAGCACAUAUGAAUCAAUCAACAACCCAAAUACAUCUCAGCCUCCCAGUACGCCAAUUCAAGGACAAACAUAUGGGACUGCUGCAGAAUCUAAGCGACUUCAAGGUCAUCCUUUGAAAAGCUUCAGUGUACCUGCCCCACCUCCUCAGUCAGCACCUUCAACACCACAACAAAAACACGUUG
Molecule: messenger RNA, 843 nt
Organism: Bemisia tabaci
Lineage: Eukaryota; Metazoa; Arthropoda; Insecta; Hemiptera; Aleyrodidae
Source: RefSeq, a predicted model, not a curated record